Molecule: messenger RNA, 1548 nt
Organism: Saitoella complicata NRRL Y-17804
Lineage: Eukaryota; Fungi; Ascomycota; Saitoellomycetes; Saitoellales; Saitoellaceae
Product: general substrate transporter
Exons: 2
Coding region: 1-1548 (515 amino acids)
Biological process (GO): monosaccharide transmembrane transport
Cellular component (GO): membrane
Molecular function (GO): hexose transmembrane transporter activity
Source: RefSeq, a predicted model, not a curated record
AUGACGGAGUGUGUCGAAGCUUUGCCUCCUCCUUCGCUGACGAGAAGGGAUGGGAAGGGGUUGAAGCCAGAUGAUGUCUACAUUCAGUCGAGUGAACUCUCCUCGAGGGCGCUGUCGACCGUAUCAUUGCCGCCUCUUGCAAGUGGAGAGGACGCGUUACCGGAGCAGCCUUUGACGCGACAUCUACUCUUUGCAACCUUCGUUGCGUCCAUAGGAAGUUUCCAAUACGGAUGGAACAUUGGAACCGUUAGCAUCCCAGCCGAUACAAUCCACUUAUGCACCCCAACACCCACCUCCUCCUCGCUACCCGACUGUCUCCCAAUGUCUUCCAACAUCUGGGCCUUCUUCAUCGGCUCCUUCGCCCUCGGUGGUCUCUUCGGUGGCCUCCUCGCCGGACCGCUCACAGCGCGUUUCGGGCGUCUCAUUCCAUUCCAUAUCACGAACGCGAUCUUUCUCGCAGCGGGUGUGUUCAUGGCUGCCUCCGUGAACCCGGGUAUGAUUAUCUUUGGGAGGUUUCUGUCGGGAUUGGGGACGGGUGCGGCGAGUUCGGUGGUUCCGAUGUACGUGGGUGAGAUAUCCCCGCCAAUGUGGAGAGGAGUCCUCGGCACCGUUUUCUCCUUCAGUAUCUGCAUUGGGCUCAACGCCGCCCAACUCAUCUCAAUCCCGCUCAAUUACUACCCAGGCUGGAGAAUCCUAUUCGCAGGCACAGCAGUCUGGGCAAUCUUCAUGAGCGCCCUCUUACCCUGGUGCUACGAAACCCCAAAGUACCUCGUCUCAAAAGGCAAGAUAACAGAAGCGAGGGCAAGUCUCGCCAAACUCCGCGAAACGGACGAUGUGACCCUCGAGCUCUCCAACCUCCUCAAAGCCCACGAAGAAGAGCAUGCGAUCGCGAGCGCGAGUAUGUCAAUCCUCGAAAUCGUCCGUUCCCGUACCCUCCGGAAACCCCUCCUCCUAGCCUCAAUGCUUCACAUCGCCCAACAGCUAUCCGGUAUCUCGCCCAUCUUCGCAUUCUCCGCUCAACUCUUCUCGGGGUUCAUGGCGCCCAGCACAGCCCGCUGGGUCUCCGUCGCCCUAACCUUCGUGAACACCAUCGGCACAGCCAUCGCCGCCCUCCUCAUGGAUCGCUCCGGUCGUCGCGUACUCCUCCUCACCGCAAUCGCCGGAAUGGCCGCGUGCGAAAUUCUCAUCAUUCCCCUCUCCCUCCACCACGCUUCAAUCCCCUCCUCCAUCUUCCUCAUCAUCACCGUAUUCUUCUACGCACUCGGCCUCGGUCCAGUCCCAUGGCUACUCAUCCCCGAGAUCUUCCCGACGACGGCGAUUAGUGCUGCUAGCUCGUGUAGUACGAGUUUAAAUUGGAUGUUUGUGUUUGUGAUGAGCUAUGCGUUUCCGCAGAUGCAAAGGACUAUGGGGGUUUGGUCUUUUUUGGUGUUCGCCGGGUUUAUGGUUGCGGCUGGAAUUGGGGCGUGGUUUAUGUUGCCGGAGACGAGGGAGAGGGAUGUGGAGAGUGUGGUGGAGGGGUUCAGGAAGGGGAAAUGGAGGAGUGCUUAG